CGACCCGGAAGGGUUUCUCAUUUACUCACAUGUGGACUGGAUUUUAACACUGACGGGAACGUGCUUGCUGUGUUGUGAUACAACCUAGACAGACAAGCAAGUGAUGUACCCCACUAUUUGGUUAACGAAGAAUAUAACAUAUUACAUUGUUAAUAAUUUGUCGUUUAUUUCGUUGUAGAUCGCCGUUCCACAAACGACAAAUGGUACGAUGGAAAAUUUAGAAUUGAGCCUGUCAUCACUGGGUACCAUAUCCAGACAUAUUGAUAAAAGCCACAACGAACUAAGCAAAUACUUGGCAAAACAGAUAUGGAGCCAACAAGACAGACAAAGUAUUCUGUCAUGUCUUGCCCAGCUCCUCUUGGAGAAAGACUAUACUCUUCUGAUCGCCCGCCACCUCCGGCCCCUCAUCCUAGACCUCCUUGAGAGGAACACAGAGAGGAUCAAAGUGGAUGGCACAAUAAACCACGAUCUUCAUGAGCGCUUGUGUGUUGCCCUCAGCAAGCUCCUCUUUGUUAGUCCGGAUGCACAGGCGUUUGCUGCCAGGUACUUUGACACGGCCCCUCCAGUCUUUCAGAGGCUCUUCUUCACCAGCGAGGAGUCCUCGUCCGUGCAGUACGGGCCCAGGAGGAUGAAGCUGCGAGACCUCAUGGGCGCCACCCUGCGCUUCCUCCAGAGCGACCGUGCCAAGUUCAGGGUCCUCUGGGACUGGAGCGCCUGUGUGUCUCAGCUCCUCACCAGCGACGUCAUGGUCCGAGGGUACACGGCCCAGUGUUUGGCCCUGGUCUCUCACAUGACAGACAAUCAGAAAACCAUUUUCCUGAGAAAGGUGCUAUCGAGCGAGGAGAUCCUCCACAUGAAGAUUAAGUCAUUGGAGGAAACGCAGCAGUUAGAGGUCGAAAAAGCCCUUGUCCUAGCCAAUCAGGGGACUGUGAUGUGGCGGCAGGAAAAGGCAAACAAGUUCACCAGGGGUCAGGUGGUGUCAGAAGACCUCUCCCAGAAUGUGGUGGCUGUAUGUGGGGUGGUGUUGCCCAGGGUGUCUCCCAAGCACACGGAGCAGGCUAACCUAAAGGAACUGGUGCUUGUGGAUUCAACUUGUCGCAACAUGCGCAGACUGGCGAUGGCAGUGGCCUCCCAGAAGGCUGUUCUUCUUGAAGGGCCAAUCGGAUGUGGUAAAACUGCCCUUGUGGAGUUUAUGGCAUCCGUCACCGGCCAUACAAAUGCCACAGAAAUUCUGAAGGUUCAACUUGGGGAUCAGACUGACAGCAAAAUGUUACUAGGGAUGUAUCGGUGCACAGACAUCCCAGGGAAGUUUAUUUGGCAGCCUGGUACCUUGACACAAGCUGUGUCCAAAGGCCACUGGAUCCUGCUGGAAGACAUUGACCAUGCUCCUCUUGAUGUGAUAUCUGUCCUGCUGCCUCUGAUGGAGAACAAGAAGCUGAUGAUUCCAGGACGGGAAGACUGCAUAGAUGUUUCUCCAGGCUUCCAGUUCUUUGCCACGAGAAGGAUGUAUUACGGUAACGGCAGUUGGUACAGGCCACAGAACAGCCAUGCUUCUCUCUUGGACAAGUACUGGACUAAACUACAGAUGGGAAAUAUGGUGCGAGAUGAAUUAAAGAAGGUGUUGGUGACGAGGUACCCUAACCUGACCGUUGUGGUGGAGCGACUGCUGGAUAUCUACUGCCAGCUGACAGGGGAGAGGCACCCUGAACACAGCCCUGCUUCUCUGUGCCACGGCCUCACAGGCAGCCUGCAGGACCCCGAGGUGGCCCAGUAUAAGCCGGACGAGAAGACCACAUCCCUAGAGGGGAGAGACCUGUCCCUCAGGGACUUGCUGAAGUGGUGUGAGAGAAUCACGGGGAACUUUGACAGCAGCUCUUCAGCUACAGCACAGCAUGUCUUCCUGGAGGCUCUUGACUGUUUCACAGCUAUGCUGUCACGACCAGAGAACCGUCUGCGGGUGGCUGAGGUCAUCGGGAGCAAGCUCAACAUCUCCAAAGAGAAGGCUCAGCACUUCUGCCAGAUGUAUCAGCCUGGUAUCUCUGUGACCGAGCUGGAGGCUUCUGUGGGCCGAGUGGCUCUGGUCCGGAAGCAGAACGAAGUAGUCCGGCUGUGUGUUGAGAAGCAGACCUUUGCAGCCACACGUCCGUCUGCAGUGCUGCUGGAGCAGCUGGCUGUGUGUGCGGUGAGGGGAGAGCCUAUACUGCUGGUUGGAGAGACGGGCACUGGGAAGACCUCCACCGUGCAGUAUCUGGCUGGUCUCACAGGACACAGGUUAAGGGUGAUAAACAUGAACCAGCAGAGUGACACUGCUGAUCUUCUGGGAGGGUACAAACCUGUGGACCACAAGCUGAUCCUGCUGCCGCUGCGCGAAGCCUUUGAGGACCUGUUCUCCCAGUCGUACUCCCGCAAGCAGAACCUGACCUUUCUGGGCCAUGUGCAGACCUGCUUCAGGGGCAAACGCUGGCAGGACCUGCUCAAGCUCAUGGACCACGUGUGCAAGUCAGCCCUCACCAAAGAGUUGCAAGACAAAUCUAAUGCUGCCUUGUUGCAGGAGCAAUGGGAGGCCUUGGCACUGAGACUGAGCCAAACCCAGCUGCAGAUCAAAGCCUGUGAGACGGCCAUGGUCUUUGCCUUUGUGGAGGGGACUCUGGCCCAGGCGGUGAAGAAAGGAGAAUGGAUCCUGCUGGAUGAGAUCAACCUAGCGGCGGCUGAAACCCUGGAGUGUCUGAGCGGGCUCCUGGAGGGAAGAGCUGGCUCUCUGGUGCUGCAGGACCGUGGAGACACAGAACCGCUCGUUCGCCAUCCAGACUUCCGUCUGUUUGCCUGCAUGAACCCAGCCACCGACGUGGGCAAGAGGAACCUUCCUCUGGGGAUCAGGAACCGCUUCACCGAGCUGUACGUGGAGGAGCUGGAGAAUGAGUCGGACCUGAGGAUCCUGGUGUCAGAUUACCUGAAAGGCCUGAACCCCUCGAGGACCGUCGUCAACGGCAUCAUCAGUUUUUACCUGGCGGUGCGCAAGGAGGCUACCAGCCACCUGGUGGACGGUACGGGCCACAGGCCUCACUACAGCCUGCGGACGCUGUGCAGGGCCCUGAAGUACGUGGCUUCCAACCCCUGCUACAGCGUCCAGCGCUCGCUAUACGAGGGGUUCUGCAUGAGCUUCCUGACCCAGCUGGACAGGAGCUCCCAUCCCGUCGUCCAGAAUCUAGUGUGUCAACACAUCCUGGCAGGAAACGUCAAGUGUUUGAAACAGCCUAUUCCAGAGCCCUCAGGGCGGGUGUGUGUGGAGAUGGAGGCCUACUGGGUGUCCCAGGGGGAGAUGGAGCCAGCUCUGGACCCCAGCUACAUCCUCACCUCCUCUGUCAAGCUCAACCUCCGUGACCUGGCCAGAGUGGUGUCCGCAGGGAGUCAUCCUGUCCUGAUCCAGGGGGAGACGUCUGUGGGGAAGACCAGCCUGAUCAGGUGGCUGGCGGCUGCCACAGGGAACCAGUGUGUGAGGAUAAACAACCACGAACACACGGACAUCCAGGAGUACAUGGGCUGCUACUCCUCUGACGACGGGGGCAAGCUGGUCUUCAAAGAGGGCGUUCUCAUUGAUGCUAUGAGGAAAGGCUACUGGAUCAUCCUGGAUGAGUUGAAUCUGGCCCCCACCGAUGUUCUGGAGGCCCUGAACAGACUCCUGGAUGACAACCGAGAGCUGUUUGUAGCAGAGACCCAGGAAGUGAUCAAAGCCCACCCCAGAUUCAUGCUCUUCGCCACCCAGAACCCUCCGGGACUCUACGGGGGUAGAAAGGUCCUCUCCAGGGCUUUCAGGAACCGCUUCGUGGAGCUGCACUUUGACGAGCUGCCGAGCGGCGAGCUGGAGGUCAUCCUCCACCAGAGGUGCAGCCUCCCUCCGUCCUACUGCACCAAGCUGGUCCAGGUCAUGCAGGACCUCCAGUCCCUGCGCAGGGGAUCGUCUGUGUUUGCGGGGAAACACGGCUUCAUUACCCUCAGGGACCUGUUCCGCUGGGCAGACCGCUAUAGGCUGGAGGAACAGACUGAGACGUCGCGGGAUUGGCUGCAGCAUUUGGCUGACGAUGGAUUCAUGCUGCUGGCAGGCAGAGUGAGGAAGGCAGACGAGGCAGCUAUCAUCCAGUCCAUCCUGGAAAAGCACUUCAAGCGGAGGGUGAACCCUGACUCCCUGUUCUCUGAACAGCAGGUCACCUCUCAGUUCAGUCCUUUUGUGGACAGCAUCGCGGGCGUCCCCGAGGAGUUCCGUCACGUGGUGUGGACUCACAGCAUGCGGAGGCUGGCCGUCCUGGUGGGGCGAGCGCUGCGGUUCGGAGAGUCGGUCCUCCUCGUGGGAGACACAGGGUGUGGAAAGACGACAAUCUGCCAGCUGUUUGCUGCCCUGGCAGGACAGAAGUUCUUCUCCCUGAACUGUCACCUGCACAUGGAGACGUCAGACUUCCUGGGAGGGCUCCGGCCAGUCAGACACGCUGGGACACAUCAGGUGGACGCGGAGGACGGCCGUCUGUUUGAGUGGCAGGACGGGCCUCUGGUCCAGGCUAUGAAGGAGGCUGGGGUGUUCCUCAUGGACGAGAUCUCCCUGGCAGACGAUUCUGUGCUGGAGAGACUCAACAGCGUUCUGGAGACCGAGAGGUCCCUGCUGCUGGCGGAGAAGGGCAGCGGGGACGAUGACGACGUGGAGCUGAUCACAGCCGCGGCCAGCUUCCGCCUGGUGGCCACCAUGAACCCUGGAGGAGACUUCGGCAAGAAGGAGCUUUCCCCAGCGCUCAGGAACAGAUUCACUGAGAUCUGGUGCCCUCAGACCAACAGCCGUAGUGACCUGGUCCAGAUCAUCCAACACAACCUGCGUUCAGGCCUGGCCAUAGACGGUGGAGACAUCGCUGAGCUGAUGCUGGACUUCAUCGAUUGGCUGACCAGUCAGGAGUUUGGCCGGCGCUGCAUCCUGAGCGUGAGAGACAUCCUGUCGUGGGUCCACUUCCUGAACGUGGUGUGUGAGCGUGACAUGGAUGGCUUUAUGACCAUGGGGGCGGAGGAGGAGGAGGAGGAGGCUGAGUGGGACCUGAGGCUGGACACCAUCACUGCCUUCAUCCACGCUGCCUGUCUGGUGUAUGUGGACGGCAUCGGCUCAGGCACAACAGCGUCGUCAGCUGAGAGUGCCAUGGUGGCUCGCCGGUCCUGUCUGGGCUUCCUGCAGCAGAGGCUCAGCAGAGUCACCCAGCUGGACCAGGAGAUGCUGGACGCCCUGCGCGUGUACGACACCACCCUGCCCAGGGAGCCCCAGCUGGGGGAUGACUUCUUCGGCAUCGACCCCUUCUACAUCGCCCUAGGACCAGCGACUGAGAGCCGGAGCCUGUCGGACUACGCCCUGGCCGCGGGCACCACUGCGGUGAACGCCCAGAGGAUCCUCCGAGCCCUGAAGCUCCAGAGGCCCGUGCUGCUGGAGGGCUCCCCUGGCGUGGGCAAGACCAGCCUGGUGGCAGCCCUGGCCAAGGCCUCUGGAAACCACCUGGUCCGGAUUAACCUCUCUGAACAAACGGAUGUGACGGAUCUGUUUGGGACUGACCUGCCUGUGGAGGGGGGGAAGGGGGGAGAGUUUGCUUGGCGAGACGGCCCUCUUCUGGCUGGACUGAAGGCUGGUCACUGGAUAGUUCUGGAUGAGUUGAACCUCGCUUCCCAGUCUGUGCUGGAGGGCCUGAACGCCUGCUUUGACCACCGCUCAGAGAUCUAUGUUCCAGAGCUGGGGAUGACCUUCCAGGUGCAGCACGAGAAGACCAAGAUGUUCGGCUGCCAGAACCCCUUCAUCCAGGGAGGGGGGCGCAAGGGACUCCCCAAAUCAUUCCUCAACAGGUUCACUCAGGUGUUUGUGGACCAACUCACCAGUGAAGACAUGGAAUUUAUCGGGGACUCAAUUUUUCCCAACAUCGACAAGCAAAUCACCUCUAAAAUGGUGCAGUUCAAUAACCGGCUUGUGCAGGAAGUCUCUGUCGAGAGGAAGUGGGGUCAGAAAGGAGGCCCCUGGGAAUUCAACCUGCGAGACAUGUUCCGCUGGUGUCAGCUGAUGCAAGCCGACCAAUCGCCUGGCUUCUUCAACCCAGGUCAGCAUGUGGGUGUGGUGUACGCAGAACGGAUGAGGACGGAGGCAGACAAGGCCCAGGUGCUGUCUGUGUUCCGGAAGGUGUUUGGUGAAGAUUUUGAGCCCUACACUAGUUCAAGGCAAUUCCACAUCACACCACUGAACCUUCAGGUGGGCUUCUCAGUCCUCCAGCGCAGUGGGGGGGCCCCAGUGGUCCUGGACCCCCCCCUGUCCAUCACCCACCAGGCUCUGCGUCCUCUGGAGUCCGUCAUGAAGUGUGUGGAAGUGGGCUGGAUGUCCAUCCUGGUGGGCCCCACGGCCAGCGGGAAGACCAGCCUGGUGCGGCUGCUGGCCCUGCUCACAGGCCACCGUCUGCGCGUCAUGGCCAUGAACAGCUCCAUGGAUACCACAGAGCUGCUGGGAGGGUUCGAGCAGGUGGACAUCAUGAGGCCAUGGCAACAGGUGCUGGAGACGGUGGACUACGUGGUUGCCAUGGUGACGAGGCGGGGCCUGAUGUCGCUGGACGGGGCGGUGCAGGACACAGAGUUCCUGCUGAAGACCUGGAGCCUGUUCUGCCGCUGGCUGAAGGACGAGGGUCUGGAGGGCACGGGGGGCACGGUCACCUCAGACGCCCUGAACAAGCUGGAGGUCAUCAUCCUGCUGCUGCAGAAGCUCAACACCAAACUCAAGGUCUUCACAGACAUGUCCAAGCUGCAGAUGGACUUCACCCUGCUGAAGGAGCGCCUGGCUCAGCUGCAGGACGGCUGGACCAACGGAGGCUUCGAGUGGCUGGAUGGGAUGCUGGUGCAGGCCCUGCAGGCUGGGGACUGGCUGCUCAUGGACAAUGUCAACUUCUGCAGCCCCUCUGUGCUGGACCGCCUUAACGCCCUGCUGGAACCGGGCGGCUGUCUGACCAUCAACGAGCGAGGCGUCAUCGACGGAACCACGCCCAGGAUCACGCCCCACCCCAACUUCAGGCUGUUCCUGACCAUGGACCCUGCUCACGGGGAGAUCUCCAGGGCCAUGAGGAACAGAGGGGUGGAGAUCUACGUCCCAGGAGAACACGAGGGGGUGUGCUGGGACUCUCUGGACCUGAAGACCGUGCUGCACACUGUGGGAGUGACCGGAGACUGUGUGUGCGAUCUGCUCAUCGAAAUCCACGCUGACAUCAAGACCACCAUCUGGGACUCUCCUGCCUCCUCCGUGUCCUCCCUCCUCCAUGCUGCCACCCUGCUGUCCUGCCAGCUGCAGAGAGGAGUGGACCUGCCCAGCGCCCUGCUGCACUCCUGUGGAGAGGCCUACUCCCUCUGCCAGCGCACCACCGCCAGCCAGCGGCAAGCCCAGCAGGUGAUCGAGAGACGGCUAGCCAUCCUGGACACGGAGGACUGGGGCAGCGGGCUGCUGUGUGCAGGGGUGUGGCCAGACGGCUUCCCCUCCGCCCUCCUCUCCACCGAGGACUCCUGCUUCUCCUCCGUGCUCCGAGACGGACAGGUCCUGUCCUUCUGCCUCAACACCCUCAGCCUGCAGGGCAAGAGGAGUCGGCCGCUGAGCCUGUGUGACCUCCAGAGGGCGCUCCAGAGCGGAGGGGUCCACGAGGGGCUGGUGUUCUCUGGAGGGGUGGUGGACCUGGAGGAGGGGGACACCCUGCGUCUCAUCCCCACGGCCGUCAGGCUGCUGACGGAGAGGGCCUCCCACAGCGACUGGAUCCUGCGCAGCAGCUGGCUGGCUCACCUGGGCAGGAGCUACAAAUCUGCCCCCGAUCCUGCGCUGGUGCAGCUGGAGGCGGGAAACCGAUCUCUGAAGGCCGUGUUCUCCAGCAAGCUGAUGGUCAAGGGCAAGAGCCUCACGGAACUGCUGCAGCCCCACAGCACAGAUGACUACAGGAUCCUGGUGGACAUGCGAUGGAACAAGCAGUAUCUGGACAUUCUGGCCAACACGUGCAACUUUGAGGAUGAGGAGAGGUACACAGAGUUCAUGGAAGCCCUGAACGCUGUCGCUAACAGGAUUGUCCUGCAGAUGGACAGAGAGGAGAGGGCUGUCAUCUGUACCUGUGCCAUCAAUGCAUCAGCACACAACAGCGCCCUAAGACUGGCCACUGCGUUCUCCAAAGGGACGGUGGACAUCGGCCACCUGCCACACCCGGUGCUGAUACACCUGCGCUCCUUUUUCGACCUAUGGGACGACUUCAUCCUGCAGGGCAUCCAGACAGGCCAGCCCUACAUAUCAGACCACCUCAUGUUCGAGGUCCUGCAGCUGCUGCAGUGGAGAGACCGCUUCUGGGACGUGUGCAACACGCUUCCUGCAGACUCCCAGGGCGUGUCGGUGCUGUCGCUGCACUGGCAGUGGGUCCAGAAGCACCUGAUCUUACGGCUGCCUCAUCUGCUGCUGGGGGACGGCACCUACGAAGGGCAGCAGGAGCUGCAGACGGUGUCAGCUGCCAUCCAGACCGUCCUGUCCACCCCGAUCACUGUGGCCACAGCCCUGAAGGGCAUCCAGAAGACACUGGGAAAACCACUGCCUUUCAAGUUGGAGUCUGUGGCUGAGUGUGCGUCUCGUCUGAGAGUCCUGAGCCGCGUCCUGGACGUGGGGGACCUGAGGCUGGACGGCUCGUCCAGGAAGCAGGAGGUGUCCCGCCUCCAGGAGGCUGUCCUGGGCCUGGAGACCAAGGAGAGGCUGCUGGAGGCCUGGGGCCUGGUCCUGCUCGCCAACAACCAGCUAGAGCCGCACCACUCAGGUGUGCUGGAGAGGUUGGUGUCCUGUGUGGAGCAGCAGCAGGGUCACAUGACGUCCUGCGGCCUCCUGGAAGUUCGUCCGUCCGUGACGGGAGCCGGCGAGCCGGCAGACAGCGCCCCCGCCUGCAGGGAGGCGUUACUGCAGCUGCGCCGCAGGGCCCAGCUCUGGCCGCUGGUGGAGGAACUGGCCCUUCUCAACCAGCUCCGGCUGUGUGCAGACCUGCUGCAGAUGGCCCUCACUCAGGGGGAUAGGGACAGGGAGGACAGCAUGAGGAGGGAACUCUCCCAGCACCUGCGCUUCUGCCUCCAGUCCACGCCCAUGAACGUCAGCCAGCUGCAGCCUCUCUGGUUCCUGCUCAGCAGUGACCGGCCUUCGGAGGAGCUGCAGUUUGUGUGGUGCGAGCUGCUGUCUGAAGCGCUGGCCUCUCUGUGGAGCAGCAGCGUGACCUCUGACCCUGAGCGCUGGCUGAAGUGGGACCCCCUGAGUCCAGAGUCCCAGAUGGCAGCAAAGUCAUCUCUGGUACCUGACAGCACGGGUCCUGGCAUGCUGAGUAAAGCUGUGUGGUCGCACUGCAUGCUGGGAGUCCUAAGCAGCAUUGAGAGUGGGGGCUGCUGGGAUCCCACAGGAAUGUCACUCCUUUCGGCCUCAAGGGUCACCCUGGGGGAGUGGCGGGAGAGGAGCCAGCAGCUGCAGGACGUCAGCGCCCUGCUCUGGAACAACAUGGCCAUGCCUGCCCUGGCUGAGUUCAGACGAACAGACAGCAGGCUGCAGGGUAUGGUGCUGCGCAGACAGCUGCAGAGCAUGGCCGACCUGCUGCCCCCCGCCUUGCAGGAGGGAUACACCGAGAGCUGUGAGAGUCUGGUGGAGGACCAGGACCCUCUGGUGGCUGCCCAGGAGAUCCAGACCGUCCUCCGAGACUUCCUGGCCCCCAGCCUGCUCCCUGAAGGCCUGCUGGAUGCCCUGCUCACCGGCCUGCAGCAGUACGUCCAGAACAAGGUCAAGCCCGGGCCCAGCCCGGAGGCCCACUCGGGGGUGUUCUGGGUCAACAUGGGCCUGAUGCACAUGAAGGUGUGGACCCCACAGACUAUCUUCGACCCAGCUGUGAAGCGAGCCUAUAAGUUGAGCUACUCUCAGGAGGAGCUGGCCUUGCUGCAGGAGGAGUGGAGGGGGCGGAGCCUGGCGUCGCAGCUGCUGACUGGAGCAGAGCUGGGGGAGAACAGCACCACUGACGGCUUCCAGCACCCUCGUAUCAGGUACCUGUGGAUCCGGAUGCAGCAGGUGAAGGAGCAGAUCGCAGAGCUGUCCAGGAAGCAGGCGUGUCGCCCGACAGAGCCGCAGUACGGCCGGCUCUUCCAGGAGCUGCAGCACUACCUCUGCAGCAUCGGCCAGCCUGCAGCCGUGGAGGACCUCCUCUCCCACCUCCUGAAGGCCCUGCAGGGCAGCGGGCCCAAAUCCAGGUCGGGGAUCCAGGGCCUGCUGAAGGAGGAGGCCGUGUGGCAGGCGUCCCAGCAUUGCUUCGCCCUCAGGCUGCAGGAGGACUACCCGCUGUACCCUGACGUGGUGGGGCCCCUGCGGACCGCCAUCCUCCAGCUCCGCCACGGCAUGAGGCUGCUGGCUUCCCAGCUGGCCUCCUCUCUCACCCCCAUGCUGGGCCUGCCCAAGCUGGUGUCCUGCCUGCUGGCCUUCCCCUCCCUGUCCCCCAGCCUGCCCUCCUACCUGGCCAGGGCUGACUACCUGUGCUCGCGGGCCUGUGUGGAUGUGCUGCGGGGGCUGGCCAAGCUCCUCCCCCAGCAGGACCCGGCACGCACGGUCCCCGAGACCUCCACCCUGCUGCUGAACGCUCUCCUGUACGUGCAGUGCCACGCCCUGUCCACCGGGGGGCUGAGCCAGGACACCCACAAGCUCUUCAGGCACAUCUGUCAGGCGGUGGUGAACGAGUGGGACGAACAGGAGAGAAGAGCCAGGGAGAAGGAGCAGCUGGAGGCCAGUCUGUACCGCCAUCGCAGCCGUCUCCACGGGACGGGCCUGAGCGAGGAGGAGCAGGAGGAGAGGGACUUCAGACGCAGCUUCCCUCAGUACAACCAGGACUUUGCUGACAUCACGGGCCCGGACACCCUGGAGGGGCCGGCGGAGGCGGGGCUAGAGGAGGAGGAAGUCCUGGAGGAUGCGGGCGAGGCUGGUGUCCUGUCCCCAGCCUGUAUGAACACCAUGGUCCAGGUCCAUCUGAGCCUCUGUCUGGGAUACUCCCAGUCGCUGUGGUACCAAGGCAACCCUCCAGCCAAUCACAGCAAACAUCACAUCAAAGCCCUGGUCACCUCGUACCAGAUCACAGCUCCUGUGAUGGCACGCUUCUAUCACCUGCUCGACUCUGAGCUGGACCAGCAUCUAGCCUGCACCCAGCUGCUUCUCAGCUCCCUGCUCCAGAACACUUUCCAGGGCCCGGAGGCCUCCGACCCCGGCCUCAGCCUUCAGCCAGACGGGCCCUACGACUUCUACCAGCAGCCCAACAUGAGCGAGGCUCGCCGCUGCCUCCCUGUGGUGGAGCAGCUGGCCGUGGGCGUCAGACACAGGCUGGACGACUGGCCUGGACACCCCACCCUCAUCCAGCUCACCGUGGUGAUGGAGAGGAUCCUGAGCUUCAGCCUGGCCAGCCCUCUUGCCAAGUUCCUCAAUGGCCUGGAGAUCCUGCUCAGCAAGGCCCAGGACUGGGAGAACAACGCCAGUCGCUCCGUGUCUCUGCGCAGGGAGCUGGAGCCAGUCACUCAGCUCAUCAUCCACUGGCGCAAACUGGAACUGAGCUGUUGGUCCAGCAGUCUGGACAACGCCCUGAAGCGCCACACAGAAAAAUCCACCAAGCACUGGUUCUCUCUGUACCAGCUGAUUGAGAGGUACCUGGAGGAGCAGAGGAUGGAUGCAGGGGAGGAGGAGUUGGAGCCGCUGUCCCUGUCCUCUGUGUCGUCCACGCUGCAGGCCUACAUGGAGGGAUCCUCCCUGGGGCAGUUCCACCCCCGCCUGACCAUGCUGCUGGGCUUCCACUGCCACCUGCUGCUCCUGGGCCCCAGCCAGCAGGGCCAAGAACCCCUGUGCCACUUGCUGUGGAACCUGCACAAAUACUACAGCCAGUUCUCUGAGUGCAUCCAGACCAAACUCGUUCAGCUCAGACAGCCCAUUGAGAAGGAGCUCAAGGACUUUGUGAAGAUUUCCAAGUGGAACGAUGUCAGUUUCUGGUCCAUCAAACAGUCAGUGGACAAGACCCACAGAACCCUCUUCAAGUUUGUGAAGAAGUUUGAGGCUGCCCUGUGUAGCCCCUGUGCCCCAGCUCUGGUGGAGCAGGGCACUAGUGCCAGCCUGGACACUGUGGAUGCCAACCCAGAGGAGACGACCCUGCAUCGGGUACACCGGGCCCUGAAGAUCACCCUCCCUGGCAGGGGAAGAGACCUCCAGAGCGACGUCCCAGAGGCGAGUCACCUGGCUGGCUCCUCGUCCCUCCUGCUCCGCCUGCCUCACCUCACCAGGAAGAUGAAGAACAUGAGCGUCCAGCUGGUGAAGAAGAACCCCCUGCCGGAGCUGUCAGAGGACCUGGACAUGUUCACCGGGGAGAUCAUCAGUAACCUGCGCGACCUGCAGAGCUUGACGGUGGACAUGAAGGCAGAGAAGGACAGGCAGAAGUCUGAGGUGAAGCACAUCCUGCAGCAGAAGCAGAGAGCUCUCUCUGACCUCUUUAAGAUGCUGGCUGAGAUCGGCCUGUCGUACCGGAAGGGGCUGGCGUGGAGCAGGACAGCCAGCCCAGAAGAGAUGCUCUGUCUGCAGCCUCUGGAACUCUCCACAGCCCUGACUGCCGUCAGGACCCAGGAGCAGGCUGAGAACACGCUGUUCACAGAGUUGGCAGCAGCGUGGGACGGCUGUCAGAAGUAUUUCUAUCGGUCCUGGGCUCGAAGGACGGCCAUGCAGACGGCGCUUCAGAGCGCUGCCAAGGAGGUGGGUCUGGGGAACAUCGACCGCUGCAGGGGGUUCUCCUCCCACCUGUUCAAGCUCCUCCUGAAGCAAAGACGCCGGCUGGCCGGGCUGACGAAGCAGUGGGUGCACCUCAGGAGGUUAACCACCAGCGUUCAGGGGAUCCAGGCCAACCUCCAGAGCCACGGCCCAGACGCAGGAGGUCUUCCCCCCCAGGUGGCCCUCCAGGGCUGGGUGUCCCGUGCCCAGGGUCUGGCCGCCCAGUGUGCCACCCUCCUCCAGCAGCUGACCUGGCUGCUUCAGUGCUGCCCGGAGAACCACCACCACCACCCAGGCCUGCAGGAGCCGGAGGGGGCAGCCUGCCCGGCGGAGCCCAGCCUGAGGUGCCCUACUCCCCUGGCGGCCCAGCGCCAGCCGCUUGGCUGUCUGAUGAGGAGGGGAGACCCAGGCUGGUGUCAGCUGAGCCAGCGUGUGUCAACCAUGCUGACCCAGACCCAGGCCCUGAAGGAGGAGCUGCAGGCAGUAGCACAGCAGUCCACACAGGGGGCGCUGCACACCUGGAGCCAUUUUGCCACGUGCUGUUCUGGUUUGGACCGGCUGGGCUCAGUGGCGGGCCAGAUGCUGUCUGUGGAGCAGCUGUUCACUUUGGCGGGGCCAGAGGGCCCUGCUGCCUCCCAGCCUGGCCUGGCCUCCAGCCUGCGCUACGUCAGAGGAGAAGUGGAGGCCUGUCUCACAGAGUUCACCACCUGGAAGGCCCAGCACCUGUCCCUGGGCCAGGGGGAGCACACAGGGAGCCAGCAGGACUUUAGCUCUGAGUUCUGUGGAGAGCUGGAGAACACCAUCACCAUGCUGCUGUUAGCCAUCCAGAACCUGGUGAAGAGGAGGGAGGGCGAGGCCAGGGGAGAGCAGCACGCGGGCGCCAGGAGAGAGAGCGAGGAGGAGGAGGCUGCGGAGGACCUGCUGAAGCCUGGACACCUGAGCCGCCUUCUGGAGGAGGAGCUGGCGGGGGAGCUGGGCUGUCUGGCCCUGGGGGAGGUCAGCGCCGCUCUGGAGCAGCUGCUUAACAGACUGGCAACACACAGAGAGACCUGUCCUCCACAGCAGCUACAUGAGCUGACUGAGGCGUGUGUGUUGCUGGUGCGUCUGGAGCCCAUGCUGGGUGUGUACUCUGAGCUGGUGCGCUACUACCUGGCCGUGUCUCUGGGGGCCCACAGGAGCACCGGCAAGCUGCUGUCAGUCCUGGCCAGCAUCUUCACCGAGCUGGCUCAGAAGGGCUUCUGCCUGCCCCAGGAGCUGAUGGAGGGAGGAGACGGAGAGGGAGCCACGGACUUCCAUGACUACGAGGGCGGAGGCAUCGGCGAGGGGGAGGGAGUCAAAGACGUCAGUGACAAGAUCGACAACGAAGAACAGGUGGAGGACACCUUCCAGGGGGGUCAGGAGAAGAAGGAGGAGGAGCAGGACAAGAGGAACAUCAAAGAGGAGGAGAAUGCCAUCGAGAUGUCGGAGGACUUUGAUGGGCAGAUGCAUGAUGGGGACGAAAGAGAGCCAGGUGAGGAGUCGGAGGAGUCGGACAAGGAGGAUGAGGAAGAGCUGGAUAAGAAGAUGGGCGACCUGGGCGAGGGCCAGACAGACACCCUGGAUGAGAGGAUGUGGGGGGAUGAUGAGGAGGAUGAAGAUCUGGAGGGCAGCGACAAGGAGGAGGAGUCUGGCCAGGGAAUGGACCAGGGCGAAUCGGAAAUGGUUGCCAAGGACGACAACCUUGAUGCAGCUGACCCCAACAAAGAUCAGAAGAACCAGGACAAAGACCAGUCGCUGGAGGAUGAGGAGAAGGAGAAGAUCCACGAGCAGGGAGAUGAGCGCGAGUUUGACGAGAACGAGGUUGACCCCUAUCAUGGGAAACAAGAGAAGAAGCCAGAGCCUGAUGCCAUGGACCUGCCGGAGGACCUUAACCUGGACCAGGAGGACGACCAGGCUGGGGACGAGGGGGAGGGAGACGAAGAGAAUCCUUUCGACAUUGACGAGAAGCCCAUGGACCUGGAUAAGGAGGGAGGAGAGGAGGAGGGAGAGGAGGAGGGAGCAGGAGAGACGGACGCUGAGCAGCCAGGAGAGGAAGAGUGCAAGGAGCCAAAGACUGAGGAGGAGGAGGAGGAGGAGGAGGGAGGAGGAGACAAGCCAGAGGACGACAGUGAGCCUGGAGUCAAAGAAGAAGAGGAGGGGGAGGAGGAGCAAGAAAAAGAUGAAGGACAAGAGGCAGGAAAAGAGAAAGACCUGACUAUCCCAACAGACAAAGGCCAGAAACCAAAGGUAGCUGUAACUCUUAUUUACCACCUACAGAAAACGGUAUUGUGUGUGUGUGUGUGUGUGUGUGUGUGUGUGUGUGUGUGUGUGUAGAAGUAACCAAGUUUCUC
Molecule: messenger RNA, 15180 nt
Organism: Hypomesus transpacificus
Lineage: Eukaryota; Metazoa; Chordata; Actinopteri; Osmeriformes; Osmeridae
Gene: mdn1
Product: midasin AAA ATPase 1
Exons: 89
Coding region: 209-15163 (4984 amino acids)
Biological process (GO): rRNA processing; ribosomal large subunit assembly
Cellular component (GO): nucleus; preribosome, large subunit precursor
Molecular function (GO): ATP binding; ATP hydrolysis activity
Source: RefSeq, a predicted model, not a curated record